Molecule: messenger RNA, 5863 nt
Organism: Biomphalaria glabrata
Lineage: Eukaryota; Metazoa; Mollusca; Gastropoda; Planorbidae
Product: GATA-binding factor 3-like
Exons: 6
Coding region: 1015-2802 (595 amino acids)
Biological process (GO): cell fate commitment; negative regulation of transcription by RNA polymerase II; positive regulation of transcription by RNA polymerase II
Molecular function (GO): zinc ion binding; DNA-binding transcription factor activity, RNA polymerase II-specific; RNA polymerase II cis-regulatory region sequence-specific DNA binding
Source: RefSeq, a predicted model, not a curated record
GAACAUUUAUUUGUGAUUUCUGCUUGUGAACGGCGAAGGCCUAUGUGGAUCGUCCCAAAUAGCCGAUUGUUGUGUGGAUAGACCAGUUAGCAGUGCACACACAUAUACACACACUCGUGUGUGAGUAGUCCGCCCCCCUCUCGGCCACUCACUCGCAGCUUCCAGCUUUCUUUGAGCUAUUCCAUGGAUUAUAUGAAGACUUCUACGAAAACAGAGAAUAACACAAUCUAGGGAUAAGCACAUCGCUAGAUCUAUAUACUAGCACAUCGCUAGAUCUAUAUACUAGCACAUCGCUAGAUCUCUAUACUAGCACAUCGCUAGAUCUAUAUACUAUCACAUCGCUAGAUCUCUAUUCUAGCACAUCGCUAGAUCUAUAUACCGCUGGAUUAGCGAUAGCCGACAAUUUUGGAUUUAAAAGUGAUAUUAUUGUGGUGAUUGCUGCUGUUAUUUAAUAUAUCAUUUGUGUGGUUCAAAUACAAAAGAAAUUAAUACUAAAAUUUGAUAUCAGUGAGGUCCAAAAAGUGACAGAAGAUUGGUGCGUAGACAAAUAACAUCCCAUCAGUCAGGAAUCCAUUUUGAUCAUAUCACGUUCGAUUAAAAUGUGAGAUCAAUUUAAUAACAAUUUAUUGUGUUUUCUGAGGACUGCUUCGACAUUUUGAAUUCUACCCUUGUGUAAUUUGUUGAAGACAAUGCUUUCAACUUCUAAAUUAAGGAAAUAAAUGUGGUGGUUAGUUGAUUCUUUUUGGAACUGUUAUAUUCAGGUCCACCAUUCAGUGGGCACAAGAAGCAGCUGUAAGAUAUUCAACUCCAACACAGGCCCAGCAUUCAAACAAACGCUUCCGAAAUAAGAGAUUUUACUGUUGUUAUUGUGAUUCUGUUUUGUAUGUACGUGUCGCCUACCUUGCUUCAACUUGCAAGAUAGGUAGACCAUCCGCCCUAACCUCUUCGUCCAUAGCGGCGACCCAGUGACCACCCCACAUCGCAAACACGUAUUACAGUAGCGGUAACUUCACCAUGGCGAUGGCCGCGGAACAGCACCAUUCGCCACCGUGGAUGACCCACUCCACGGACUCGGGCAGGAUCGGGGCCCCUUUCGAUGCGGGGGCCACGGGGAUGUUCCCGCCAGAGGAUAUUAGUGAUUUCUUUUCCCCGCCGCUGGACACCAACAGCGGGCCCAUGGGUAUGGGCUACUAUCAGAGCUCCAGGGCCGCAGCGAUGCACGGAUACAGACCUGCUCAUGUGACUGGAAGUUCUCAGCUUCACAGGUCCCACUUUCACAAUUCACUUCAUCCAUGGAUACCCGACGCCUCCAAAUCCAUGGUGCCGCACGCUCACUCCAGCUGGAUGCCUCCGUCGUUCGGGUCAUCCAAGUCGCUGACUCACUCUGGCGGCCACACGUCCCUCCCAGUCCAUCCGGCCACCUCGGCCAUUGUGACGUCGUCUCUGGUGUCCUUUCCGCCAACGCCGCCGAAGGACGUCACCCCGGAGAACAGUCACAACCACAACAGCCACAACAACAGCAGCGUCUCCAGUGCGGGUGCGGCCAACCCAAACAUCGGCUCCAGCGGAAGCAUCGUCACAAGCGGCAGCGUCAGCGCCAACAAUAACAACAAUAACAACAACAACAACAACAACAAUAACAGCAGCGCGAGCUCCAAUAAUAACUCCAGCACAAACAAUAACAACAUCACCUCUGGGCUGUCCGCCCUGGGCUCCCCAGACGCAUACGCCCCUGGUGAAUACAAGGACUACAAAGAUUACAAGGACUACAAAAGCGCGACGUCAGCGUCGCUCAAGCUGGAGUCAUCUGGAGCCUCGGAGGGGAUCUCGUUCUUGGGAUCCCACGGCGCCCACGGACACCACCACUCCGCCUCCCAUACCGCCCACCCCGUCCCCACAUACCCAGCGUACAUGUCCAGCGAUCACUACGGCAGCGGCCCUCUGGGAUACCACACAUCGAGUGUAUUCAAGACGUCCCCUUCAUCAACAUCUCUGUCCAGUCGACCUCGAGCCAAAACAAGGUCAAGCACAGAAGGACGUGAGUGCGUGAACUGUGGCGCCACGUCCACUCCACUGUGGCGCCGAGAUGGCACUGGACAUUACUUGUGUAACGCCUGUGGACUGUACCAUAAGAUGAACGGCUCGAACCGACCUCUCAUCAAGCCCAAGCGCCGCCUGGUGAGUGAUAGUGCCGCCAGGCGGGCCGGUACGACUUGUGCCAACUGUUCCACUGCUACAACUACACUCUGGAGGAGGAACCCAAGCGGUGACCCCGUCUGUAACGCAUGUGGCCUUUACUACAAGCUCCACAAUGUGAACCGGCCGCUGACCAUGAAGAAGGACGGGAUCCAGACACGAAACCGGAAGAUGUCUACCAAGAGCAAGAAAGGCAAGAAAGGAAUGGUCGCCAUGUCCGACUUCCUUAGGGACAGCAAGCCGUUCUCUGGGUUCGGCGCCCCGUCCUUCAGCCCCUCGAUGCACUCCAUGAACCCCUACAUGAACCACAUGGGGGGCCAAGGCUUGGGCGGAGGCUACCACCACUCCCAGAUGUCCGGCGGCCUUGGUGGAGGACUAGGUGGAGGACUCGGAGGCGGGCUCGGAGGAGGGUUCUCCAACCAGUUUCACAGCACCCUGCAGUCCCCGUCGUUCGCCUCCUCCCUCCAAUCGCCAUCUUUCCCCUCUUCCUCUUUCCCUUCGUCGCUGCAGUCGCCAUCUUUCGCUUCGUCCUACGGAACGAUCCCCAAUAUCCCGUCCAGUGGCCUGAAUCUGUCCACUAACAACAUGGUAGGGGCGAUGGCUUGACAUUGGACCUAGCCUUUAAGAAUACACUAAAGGCUAAGUGCCAUACAAUGGUCAACUGUGGGCAGACAGGAAGAGGACAGGAAGUGAGGAAAUAAAUCGAAUCUGCCGAUAUCAACUUUGAUCAAUCAGUUCCUUUGGGCAAACUAUGCGGGCUAUGUUGAUACAUAUAUGUGUUGACAUUUCUCUAUCAGGCUUGGAACGAAUGGAAGGGUCUUGUCGUCUGCGGAUCACGUGAUUCUGACCAAAUGGAUGCGAUGUUUUUAGCACUGAACACAUGACGCAAUUUCACACUCUCCUCUCUUUGAAAACCAUCUUUUCCCAAGAUGAAUGAAUCUUUUACGACAAUGAAACCUAUAGGCUUUACGACAUAGAAUCUCGUGAUGUGUAAGAACACAAAUACGUCACGCUUUUCCAGCAUUUCCCAAACUGAACACAGAUUUUACGACAACCGCAGGUUGUUAUGUAAGAACACACAUUCGCCAUGGAUUUCCACCAUUUUCAAAAAUCUCUUAAAGUAAUUAACAAAAAAAUGUAAUUGAGUUAAAAUUCCCGAAACAUUUUUGACAGAAACUACUUCUGAAAUGAUAAUGGAUGUUAUGCGCGUGUCUAAUGUGACACAGCAACCACCAGGGGGUUGCGAUUGUUUGAUCCGCCAGCAGAUGACUGUCACAGGAAGAUGAAAAGCCCGAAAUCAUUUAGUUGGUUCAUAGGCUCAGGUUACAGGAGCAGCUCAGAGACGAAGGUCUAAAGGGUAUCAGGUUAGGCUGCAGCGCGAAGUUUGCGAAGGCCCGAAACCCAAUGAUGACGCUUCAUGGCAACAUGGAAAACCAUACGUUUGAAUUUGGGCGAAAUACCUCAACAGGUAAUAGACCCAGAACUAUACCUUACUGAAAGAUAAUAAAAAUAACUCCCCAGAAGAUACCGUGCUAUAGUGUUGUAAAUAUAUAUAGUGAGUUUAAUGUUAUGUUCUAUCUCGGCCCACACUCCCGAACCCUGUACACCCCCCCCCCCAUUUUCUGUUUUUUUUGUGUGUGUCUCCUUUGACGUUAAUCACUGUCAUGUAAAUAUGUGAAGUAUAUACAUGAUCUAUAAACUACCGGUAGAGUGUAUAUGUGCAGUGACAACCAGGGCAACAUAUCGAAUGAUAGAGUCUCUUGUCGUUUCUUACUUCGUGUGCAAAACAUAAUAUACCUUGAAUCACUGGCCUAUGUAUAUGGUAUAUUAUGUAUAAGUCUGUUUUGUGAACAUUCUAACUCGGAGUAAUCAGAAACGGAACAAUUCAAAAUGUCGUGUCAAAACAACAACAGUUUUAAGUUUCUUUGUGCAUUUUCACAGCCUUGAAACUUUGUACCAACUGUUUGUGGAAUAGCCUGAAUAAAUGAUACUUUUAACAGCUAUGUUUGAAUGUCAACAAAACACAUUAAUAAGGAAGAAAAUAUGUAUGUGUGUGUGUGUGUGUGUUCAUGAACUAUUUCUAUCCAUUUUUUUAAAAUUUGUUAAAGUGUCGAAAUGUAUUUUGUAUUUAUUAUCAAUAAAAUGUCAGUCUAUUGUGUCAGUGUCAAUAAUUACAUUGACAGGCUGUAAUACCGUUUGGCAUGGAUGGAAAACAAUCACAUACACACAUUUACCCCCCUCCCCACAAUUACACACGCUUGUAAGUAAUGGAUGAUCUACAGACUCAAUAAAAAUACCUAGAAAUACAAAUUUCACUAUCAGAGGGUAAACUAUUUGUUUAAAAAGAAAACCCCAAAAAGAUAAAUCUCAUACGAGCAUAAAGAAACGAAAUUCUAGACAUGAAAAUUGUUUCGUUAAUGAGACAUCGGCCUUGUAUUCAAUGGAAUUCAUUCUUUUUAUUCAUUCAGCUUUCACAUUUGGUAAAUUAUACUUUAAAAAAAUAAAAAAAUUCCUGGUGGAUCGCAUCCUUGUUGAUAAGCUCUUGAAUCAAUCGAUACAACUUUGUGAUAUGUGGAAUGAUGAGCAUGCAGAUGUUAUGUUGAUCUUUAUUGAUGUCGUUGUUACUUAUAACAUCAUUGUGUCAUCACGAGUAUUUUGUGUCUUUUAGUUUCGUUGCCAGUUGCAAGACGUAUAAUUAGUUGUGACAUAAGUUUAUAGGAGAUGUUCGUAAAAUAGAGGCAAACCCAUAAAUAGCAAGUUUUUUAUAUUUUUUUUUUAUUUUGCUGUAUUAAGUGUAGGCUACAGAACACAGAAGUGUUGGUAAACUAUACAUUUUAGGAUUGAGCAGAUUGUGUCUUAUAUUCUGGGAGACUGUAUUUGUAAACAAAGAGCUGAUUAAUGUUUAAUAUGACAAUCUGUAGUAGUAGUGGUGAAGUGCUUUUUGAAUAUUUCGAUCAUUUAAAAAUAAGUUUGUUAUAAAAGAUAUAUAUAUGCUAACGGCUUCCAGUUAUAUAUCACACUAUCUUUCUAAAGUAAAGCAGAGUUCUCCUCUCAGACCUUGUGAUCUAUUGGGCACUAUCUUGUACUUGAAACAAAAAAAAAAAGAGAAAUAUAUUAUUUGAAGACGUCUUGGUUAUGUAUUGAAUGGACAUUGAUUUAAAAUGCUUCAUUAAGUGAAUGUUUCAAACAUGUCUAUAUUUAGACAACGUAGCCCCUAGAUCUUCAGGUCCCGACUCUGCAGCUUGAGACCUAGACAGAAUAAAAUGGAAAUUUUAAUAAUUAGUUAAAUAUCACUAUUCAAUCAUUAAAUCGAGAAUAAAAAUUACUGGAUUUAAAAAAUAUAUAUAUAUAUCUUUGUUCCGUCUCUAUGUCUGAGACUAAAUUUUUAUAUUUCAGUGUACUCGUGUGUGUGUGUGUGUCUGCGUGUGUGUGUGUGUUGAAUGGAGUCUCGCUUACAGCUCUUCACAAUAGUCUCAUUUGCAAAAUUUUGUGUUAGUGCUUGAAAAAUAAAACAAAAUAAAAAGGUUUUAAAGUGUUAGAAGAAGAAACGUCUAUACUUUAUAAGAUGUGAUAAGAUAAGAAGAUAAUUACGUCAACAUCAAGCGAUCGAGUUACACUUGUAGUGUUCAACUAUCAUCUCUACAAGACACACACACACACACACACA